Molecule: messenger RNA, 1767 nt
Organism: Ricinus communis (castor bean)
Lineage: Eukaryota; Viridiplantae; Streptophyta; Magnoliopsida; Malpighiales; Euphorbiaceae
Product: protein FLOURY 1-like
Exons: 2
Coding region: 366-1433 (355 amino acids)
Source: RefSeq, a predicted model, not a curated record
CGACUCAACACUCUCGUUUUGUACGCCUCAUUUUUGGCUUCCCAAUAUAUAUCCAUCCCUACUCUCACAAACACCCCCACUACAGAGACACAGUCACUCUUCUCGCUCCCAAUCCUCUUAUCUAAAUAUCUGGUUUCUCAAAUAUAGGUGGUGACCUGCUGCAGACUCCCACUCCUACAUGCAAUUUGUUCUUCAGAAUUAUUUUGAACAAAGAAAUUCAAUUAAGACUCUGUUUUCAUGGCUUAAUAAUCACACCACCGUUGAUUGAGCGUUUGUUUUUGUAUUUUUCUCCAUUGAUUUUUACUUGAAUUGAGGUUCUUGAUAGAAUCAAGAGAGAGUAAGAGGGAAAUCGAAUAAAGACGCACAUGCAGUUUCUGGGUCAUUUUUGUUUACUGGUUGUCGUUUGCUCUGUUCUAGAGUUGUACAAGAGAAUUUUGCAAGUCUUCUUGGAAUUGUUUCUGAUGGAUUUUGCUACAUGCUUGAAUUUUCUAACUCAAAGCGGUGAAUUAAAAAGUGGGCUUUUGUUGCUUGGAUGUUUUUCACCGACUAUUAGUUUUUUGAGCCUGUUUUUGAUGUUUAGUUUGGGAUUGAAGUAUUUGCAGACUGCUUUGCAUCGUAAGGGUUUGCUUCAAUUUUUAUGUGAAAUUAGAGGGAAAUCAGGUAAUCCAAGAAUUGGGUUUUUUGCAAGAAAGGAUUUUGAUCAAGUAUGUGAUAAAAAAAUUAUAUCUUGUGAGCCUAGCUCAUUGAAAUGCGUGGAGAAUUCAAAGGAAAAUGUGAUGGUAAGCCAAGAGAACACAGAUUGCGAUGCUUUUGAUGAUGAUGCUGAUGAUGGUUAUAGAAGAAAAUAUUGGAUUGAAGAUGAAGAAUUUGAUGUAAUGGCAUUGAGGAGAUUGGUUAAAAUUGAGAGGCAGAGAGCAGAUAUGGCUAAUUUAGAACUUGAGAAGGAAAGAAUGGCUUCAGCAUCAGCAGCUGAUGAGGCAAUGGCAAUGAUUUUAAGGCUUCAAAGAGAGAAAAGUUGUAUAGAAAUUGAAUCGAGUCAUCAUUAUAAAUUGGCAGAGCAAAUGCAAGAAUAUGAUCAAGAAGUAAUUCAAUCAUUGCAAUGGAUUAUAGUGAAAUAUGAGUCUGAAAGGACUGUAUUAGAGGAAAAGUUGAGCUUGUGUAAGCAGAAAUUGAAGCAAUACAUGAAGAGUGACGAAAUGGAUCAAUUUGAAAUGAGUCUUGAUGUUGAUACUGCCAUCGAAGAUGGUUCUGAAGAUGUACAAACAAAUUCAGUUGAGAAGUACUUCUCGCUUUUAGGUUUGCUCGAGUGUGAUGUCAUUCAAAGGCGAGAUGGGAAACAACUGAAGAGGCUCAAGAAAGACAAAAUCAGAUUGAACAUCAGCUACGCAGGUUCCAAUAAUUCUCUGCAAACCUUGUCAUACAUUUCUUUCUGAACUAUGUCUAGAAGUUCUCUCGGGAGGUAUUUUCCACAUGGGUCUAUAAUGUAUUUGUUUUUUAUCAUCAUAAGAAUUAAGAAGAGGUAAGAAAAGAAGAAUGGAACAAACUGGUUUCAAAAAAUUGAUCCUGAAGGCUUUCAAAUGGUUCUUCUGAAAAUGGCAAAGGUAACACUUAACUUGAAUUGUUUUGUAUAUCAAUUUGUUAUUUAUAUAGUUGUUCUUAGCUCUCUCUUCAUGUCCAAUUGCACAGCUUAUCUCCCUAAUGGGGCAUAAUGUUGCUGUAAAACCAUGGACUACUGUAUUUGUUAUUGCACCAGCCUUCUCCAAAUUA